AUGCUAUUCUUACAUCGAUAUAUUAUUCUCUGUAUACUUGCUACAUUAUUCAUUAGUGUUAUUGGUCAACAAGCAUGUCAAGAUUUCUCAGCUGAUGAAGGAAACUGUGCAAAAUUUAUUCGAUGUUUUCAAAACUUACGUAUUCGAUUUACAUGUGCUCCUGGUACAGCAUGGGAAAAUUCACUUAAAACAUGUGUAUGGAUAGAACAAGUUGAAGCAUGUAAAAAAGUUAAACAACAACGUAAACUCGAUGCAACUAAUGACAUGAUUACAUAUGACGCUGAUGUAAAUGCUCUUAAUGAUAUUCCUGUUGGUCAAACAUUAGCUGAAGCACGAGCACUUGGACCAAUGGUUACACCAAAACAAUAUCGAUGUUCAUUUUGCAAUACUGGUCUUUGCGGUAUUGUUGUUAAUACCAUUCAAUGUUUCUGUGGUAAUGUUCAAUGUCCACCAUCAACGACAACAACAGUUACACCACGAAAUCCUUGUGCUGAUAAUCCUUGUUACAAUGGUGGUCAAUGUGUUCCAUUAGGAGGCGGAUUUAUUUGUAACUGUCCAGAAACAUUUACUGGUAAUCGUUGUGAAGCACCAGCUCCUACACCUUGUCAACCAAACCCCUGCCAAAACGGGGGUACUUGUGUACCACAAGGUACAUCAUUUUUUUGUCAAUGUCCAUCAACAUUUAAUGGUUUUUGUUGUGAAAAUCGUAUAACUACAACAACACCAUUUAAUCCAUGUGCUCAACAACCUUGUCAAAAUGGUGGUCAAUGCAUGCCAGCAGGCAAUUCAUAUGUUUGUCAAUGUCCAAAUGGUUAUUAUGGUACACGAUGUGAAUGCCGUAAUUAUUGUAUACCUAAUCCAUGUGCUAAUAACGGUAUUUGCACUCAAACGACAACUGGUUACAUCUGCUCAUGUACAUUUCCAUACACUGGCACUAAUUGUCAACAAAUUAUUACCACAACAACAACAACAACAACAACUACAACAACACCCGCAACACGUGCACCGUGUGGUGGUGGUUGUGCAUGUGUUUUUACACCAUGUCCAAUUGUUGUUGUAACAAAUCCAUGUGUACCAAAUCCAUGUCAAAAUAUGGGUGGAUGUGCUGUUCAAUAUAGAGCAGCAAGAUGUUAUUGUCCAGAUGGUUAUCAAGGAUAUUAUUGUCAAUUUAGACAUAGUGCUCGAUCAUUAAUGUCGAAAACAUGUAAUAUGACAUGUUUUAAUGGUGGUCAAUGUUAUAUAGAUGAACAACAAGGUGGUCGAGCUCAAUGUUCAUGCCCAAAUGAAUAUUAUGGACCAAGAUGCGAAUAUAUUAAUCGACCAAAAUCAUGUUCACCAAAAAAUCCAUGUAUGAAUAAUGGUAAAUGUGUAACAACAAGUGCUGGUUCACAAUGUGUUUGUAAAUCGGGUACAUCCGGUGUUUUAUGUGAACGAAUUGAACGAUCUCUUAAGGAAAAAUAUUGUCCACUUAAUUGUCAAGCUGAUGGUAUAUGUGUUUAUGUUGGUUCGACACCAAAAUGUCAUUGUAAACAUGGUCGAACUGGUCAUUUAUGUGAAAUACACUCUGGUUAA
Rotaria sp. Silwood1 is the source of this 1572-nucleotide messenger RNA. The record is from the annotation of a GenBank genome assembly. NCBI's taxonomy places the organism in Eukaryota, Metazoa, Rotifera, Eurotatoria, Philodinida, Philodinidae.